AUGGCUUCGCUACGCAGUGCUGCCCCCAGGCUAAGGAGCUACUUCAGGGACAAGUACAUCCCUCAAAUCUGUGAGGCGCUGUUAUGUGGUUUACUUGUGACAUGUCCUGACGACCCACUGAAAUAUUUAGAGCACAUGAUCCUAACUAUCAUUAAAAGAGGUCUGGAGAACCUUCUUUGGGACAUGUGUAUUCAUCCAUCACUGAAACCGAGAGUUCGAAGACUGUCUGAAACUUACUUGGAUGAACUUUUUGGACUGGAUGACCAGCUGGUGACUCCAGAGUUGAUGAUAAAAGCGUGCACAUUUUACACUGGACAUUUAGUAAAGACCCAUUUCAGUGGUUGGAAAGAAGUUGCAAUACCUCGUGCAAAUCAAGAGGCUAUCAUGGCAGAAAAAAUGGACAAAGCAAUAGCGCAUGACAAUUUGAGAUGCCAAAAAUACAUUUUUAAUCGCUGGUUCUCCUACACGGUUAUGAGUAGAGAAAGGCUUAUAACUACACUGCUCCGGUUGCGACAUUUGUUCUAUUUACAAAGACAAAGAAUUAUACUAGCAAAAUGGAAGGAGCGAGCCAGACACAAGAGUAAGACAAGAGAAGACGACUUGAUUACAAAACAUGAACUUCAGUUGAAAAAAUGGAAGGUCAAGCUAAAGUCCAAAACGGAUGAAAAACCGAUUAGCCUCGAGGGAAGCUUCUCUGACAUUGCUGUUGUGGGUGGGCGGAUAGUAUUUGACAUCUCGGUGCUGCCGGAGCAAGCAAUAUGCCAGGUUUUCUUGUACCUCACUUUUAAAGAUAUGAUCACAUGCGGUCAAGUCAGCCGCUCCUGGAUGGCGAUGGUGCAGAGAGGCUCCUUGUGGAAUUCUAUUGAUUUUUCCACUGUUAAAAAUAUUGCCGAUAGAUGUGUGGUGACUACUUUACAAAAGUGGCGUCUAAACGUGCUGCGUUUAAACUUCCGAGGUUGCGUCUUACGAACAAAAACCUUGAAAGCUGUCAGCCACUGUAAAAACCUGCAGGAGUUGAACGUCUCCGACUGCCAGUCUUUCUCAGAUGAAUCCAUGAGACACAUUUCUGAGGGCUGUCCUGGAGUCCUGUAUCUCAAUCUAUCCAACACAACCAUCACCAACAGGACGAUGCGACUCCUGCCCAGGCACUUCCACAACCUGCAGAACCUCAGUCUGGCUUACUGCCGCAAGUUCACCGACAAAGGCUUACAGUACCUGAACCUGGGGAACGGAUGCCACAAGCUCCUCUAUCUGGACCUUUCCGGCUGCACCCAGAUCUCAGUCCAAGGCUUCAGGAACAUUGCCAACAGCUGCACGGGAAUCAUGCACCUGACCAUCAACGACAUGCCAACUCUGACAGACAACUGUGUGAAAGUUUUGGUUGAGAAGUGUCCCCGUAUCUCAUCGGUGAUUUUAAUUGGUUCGCCACACAUCUCUGACUGUGCUUUCAAAGCCCUUUCCUCCUGUGACCUCAAAAAGAUUCGAUUUGAAGGAAACAAAAGGAUUACUGAUGCGUGCUUUAAGUCAGUCGACAGGCACUAUCCAGGUAUCAGUCACAUUUACAUGGUGGACUGCAAGGGGCUGACAGACAGCAGCCUCAAAUCCCUUUCAGUUUUGAAGCAAUUGACAGUGUUGAAUUUGACAAACUGCGUGAGGAUUGGUGAUAUUGGCCUGAAGCAUUUUUUUGAUGGUCCUGCGAGCAUGAAGCUAAGAGAGCUCAAUUUGACUAACUGCUCACUGCUGGGCGAUGUCUCUGUCAUCAGACUGUCAGAGCGCUGCCCUAAUUUACACUACUUGAAUUUACGAAAUUGCGAACAUCUGACUGACUUGGCAAUUGAAUACAUUGCAGGCAUGUUAUCCUUGAUAUCAAUAGAUCUUUCUGGAACACUCAUCUCAAAUGAGGGCAUGACCAUUCUUUCCAGACACAGAAAACUGAGGGAAAUUUCUCUGUCUGAGUGUGUCAACAUCACUGACUUUGGAAUUCGGGCAUACUGCAAAACCUCGCUGGUCCUGGAACACCUGGAUGUCUCCUACUGCACCCAGCUGACAGAUGACAUCAUAAAAACCAUAGCCAUUUUCUGCACCCGAAUUACAUCUCUUAACAUCGCAGGAUGCCCAAAGAUUACCGAUGCAGGGAUGGAGAUAUUAUCUGCAAGGUGCCAUUAUCUGCACAUUUUGGAUAUUUCUGGCUGUAUCCAACUUACAGACCAGAUCCUUCAGGAUCUUCAAAUAGGCUGCAAACAACUCCGGAUCCUCAAGAUGCAAUUCUGCAAGUCCAUCUCUCCGGCGGCGGCUCAGAAAAUGUCCUCUGUGGUCCAGCAUCAGGAAUACAGCUUUGACAACCCUCCACGUUGGUUUGGCUAUGACUCUGACGGCAACCCUCUUGGAGCGGUUCAUACUCGAGUACAGCUUAGAACUUAUUCAGAAAUGAUAGUCAAAGAGUCAUUCAGCAGCGAUGAGGAAGACUCUAAACACUAACAGGAAAACAAAACAUCUAGAACUGAUGAUUUCCCUUCACUCAAUGUAAAUAUUGUGAGGUGCUGCUUCUCAAUAACAAUGCCAAAAACCAGCACGCCUCUGCUUCUUCUUUCAACUGC
This is a messenger RNA of Apodemus sylvaticus (European woodmouse), 2597 nucleotides long. RefSeq names its product F-box and leucine rich repeat protein 13 (gene Fbxl13). Gene Ontology annotation, molecular function: protein binding. The transcript has 21 exons. The record is from RefSeq and is a predicted model, not a curated record. Gene Ontology annotation, cellular component: SCF ubiquitin ligase complex. Gene Ontology annotation, biological process: SCF-dependent proteasomal ubiquitin-dependent protein catabolic process. Lineage: Eukaryota; Metazoa; Chordata; Mammalia; Rodentia; Muridae. The coding region runs from base 1 to 2478 and encodes 825 amino acids.